This is a messenger RNA of Penaeus vannamei (Pacific white shrimp), 2298 nucleotides long. Lineage: Eukaryota; Metazoa; Arthropoda; Malacostraca; Decapoda; Penaeidae. The record is from RefSeq and is a predicted model, not a curated record.
ACUUGCAAAAGAAUUUGCUGCAGAGAAGCGACAUGACUACGUGGAUCAACUGGAAAGAAUUCAGUGCAUUUUGCAAGAUAUUUCCAGUCUAAUUGCAACACCCAGGAAGCAGCAACAAAGUGAUGAUCCAAGUAGGGAGGCCCGUAUUCGAGAGAGACUGUCUUUUAACCCACGUCACAUAACUGAGCUGGAGGAUUGGAUCGACCAGUACAGCGUCAUGUUGCCAGAUCUUACCAAUUUUAUCUUGCCUGGUGGGGGCCGUGUGAGUGCUUCCUUACAUGUAGCACGAACAGUAUGCAGGAGAGCUGAGCGAUCCAUUGUACCUCUUACCACUGGUGGAUUUGUUGACGAACAGGUUUUAGUAUACGUCAAUAGGUUGAGUGACUACCUGUUCACAAUUGCCCGGUAUGCCUCGGUGCUUGAUGGGAACAAAGAAACCAUAUACAUAAGGCCCCAGUCACGCAAAGCUUCUAGUAUAGAGAGGAAACUAUCAGAAGGUCAAGAGGUUGUUCAGCAAGAUCAGUAAACAGUUCUUUGGUAACCAACCAAAUAUGCAUGCAAAAUGUGGUGAUUAUAUAGUAGAGUGUAAAGGCAUGUAGCAGUUACCUGAUAUUGCAGAUAUAUCUUCAGUAAAAAGGUUAUUUUCAGGUUUGAUGUUAAUAGAUUUUGACCAAUUAUGUACUUUAUAUAAUUGUCUAAACAAUAUUUAGUUUACAUAAUACCUGUACAAUAUUUUCUGCAAUUUUUUUUUUUUUUUUUUUUUUUUUUCUUUCUUUUUUUUUUUUUUUUAGUUAAAAGAACUGCAAGGAUAGAAAGCAGGUUGUUAAUGGAGAUCUCAUAGAAUGGGAUAAUAUAUUUGGUUACUGUGAGCAAUUUUAUAUUUCUCAGGUCUUUCCCACUUCUCAGAUUACAAAACUUGUGGUUAGAUAGAGAAAUAUGACCAAUUUAAGUUGCUGUAGCUUAUUGCAUUUAGUGUACACUUGUGUGUAUGUAUAUUUUUUUCUCUUUUAGGCUUCCAUUAAAUCAAAGUAGGUUUGUACAGAAUAGGUUUGUGUUCCUGGUUCCACCAAUAUGGAGGAGCCAACUUUUGAAUAUAAAUCAGGGAUAAAGCUUUAGAAUCAUGCUGCAAUAUAUCGUCCUAGAGUCUGGUCUGUCAGUAUUUCUUGUAUGUGUAACUUAUGCACUAAGGGUAGGUGUAGAAAUGUGUGUAAUAAGAUGGACCAAGGAAGAAAUGCCCUUUUGUUACAGUGAAAGUUAUUGGCUUUAGAUCAGGAUUUUUUAAAACAAAUUCUUUUAGAAAAUAUGUUACUUCCUUUUCUUUCCAUGCUCAGUUGUUUUGCUUUAAAGCAACUUUUAGGUAUUCCAAUAGUGUUUGGUUUGCAUUCAUGUUUCGGAGACAGGAAGUAUGGCUUUAUAAAUUUUAUAUUAUCUUGUUUUCCUUUGAAGUCGAUAGAGAAGAAAAAGACAGUCCUUAGUUCUUAUGUUACAGAAAAUAGAGGCUGAUGAAUUUAGGAAAGAUGGUGAACUGUUAACAGUAAGGUGACAUUUGAAAUGAUAAAGAUGAAGAAUCUGUACGUUAAUUUUAAAGCACAAAGCUAUGAGGCACAAAGAAUUCAGAGUUGAUGUUCCAGAUCUCAGAUUUAUUAGCCAGUAUUCCUUAAUGAAAAUAUAUAGACAUUUUAUACUUUUAUGUCUUUAUCUUGGGGUUUGAUUGAAUAGAUUCUCCAUAUCCAGGUCCUCUUUGAUAUCAGUAUAUGCAAUGUUUAAUGUUGUGGUAUUUGUUCAUUAAAUGCACGUUUUUAUCAUUAGUGUGGUAAUAGGUUGUAUGUACUAAACUCAUAUGAUAUAAGUUGUUCAUGAAAGAACAACUUCUAAUUUUUCCUCCAUUUUUUUUUUAUAGUAAAAAAACAUAUUCAGGCUGCAAUAGCAAGCUUCUUAUUUUUCAAAAUUUCUCUUUUGGUGUUGAUAGCAGGCAUAGGAUACUAGAGUUAUAAAGUACUGAUCCUGGUAUUCUUGCCACAAUGAAUAUUAGGAUUUUCUCUGUGGUGAAGGUCUCAUCUGCUUGCAGAAAUAAAGAUAUAAACAGAGUUAGAUGUCUUCACAUUGUGGAUUUAUCUUUGUUUAUGAGCUGACCUGAUAUUGAUGACUGUGCAGUAUCUGUAAUUAUGAUGUUAAAAUAGGAGUAAGAAAAAAUAUUUUCACUUGAUGUGCAGGGAUUAAAAUCAGUGAAGUUCUUGUGAUUUUCCUUUUGUAAAUAGCUGUGAUUGUUAAAUAGUAAAUAAAAUGUUUACAUUGUAA